Arxiozyma heterogenica is the source of this 360-nucleotide messenger RNA. It is a transcript of the gene RPS26B, whose product is annotated as 40S ribosomal protein eS26 RPS26B. NCBI's taxonomy places the organism in Eukaryota, Fungi, Ascomycota, Saccharomycetes, Saccharomycetales, Saccharomycetaceae. The coding region runs from base 1 to 360 and encodes 119 amino acids. Gene Ontology annotation, cellular component: ribosome; cytosolic small ribosomal subunit. Gene Ontology annotation, biological process: translation. The record is from RefSeq and is a predicted model, not a curated record. The transcript has a single exon. Gene Ontology annotation, molecular function: structural constituent of ribosome; mRNA binding.
AUGCCAAAGAAGAGAGCUUCCAACGGUAGAAACAAGAAGGGUAGAGGUCACGUUAAGCCAGUUAGAUGUGUUAACUGUUCCAAAUCCGUUCCAAAGGAUAAGGCUAUCAAGAGAAUGGCUAUCAGAAACAUUGUUGAAUCUGCUGCCAUCAGAGAUCUUUCCGAAGCCUCUGUUUACGCUGAAUACGCUUUACCAAAGACCUACAACAAAUUACACUACUGUGUCUCUUGUGCUAUCCAUGCUAGAAUUGUUAGAGUUAGAUCUAGAUCUGACAGAAGAAUCAGAACUCCUCCACAAAGACCAAGAUUUAACAGAGAUAAUAAAGUUUCUCCAGCUGAUGCCGCUAAGAAGGCUUUAUAA